AUGGUGACCAAUUUGGAGAUAUUGUCAAAAGAGAUGAUUAAACCAUCAUCUCCAACACCCCAUCACCUUAGAAACCUCCAAUUAUCCUUGCUAGACCAAAUUGUACCAUCUGCUUACAUCCCUCUUAUUUUCUUCUACAAUGCUAACCAGUUGCAAUCUAGUAACAAAGACCAUCCCAAAAUUGCUCAAAUCCUCAAGCAAUCCUUGUCUAAUGUUUUGACUCAAUUUUAUCCCUUGGCAGGAGGGCUUACCAGUGAGAUAUCUUCAGUUGAUUGCAAUGAUUCUGGUGCACUGUUUGUUGAAGCUCAAGUUCAUACUACCCUCUCGGAGGUUACAGAAAAACCCAUCAUGGAGGAACUCAAACAAUUUGUUCCUCUUGAGUCAAAUUCCAGAAAUGCCAUGGAUAAGCCCAAGACAGUAGUUCUUGCCGUUCAAAUCACUUUCUUUGAUUGUGGAGGCAUAGCUGUAGGAGUGCAAAUUUCGCACAAAAUUGCCGAUGGCACGUCCUUGGUUACAUUCUUGAAUUCAUGGGCAGCAAGCUGCCGCGGAGAUGAUGAACAUAUGUUACCACCUGCUUUUGAGUGGGCGAAACUUUUUCCUCCAAUAGACAUGUCAUGUUUUGGUUUCAAACCACCCACAGCCAAGACGAAAGAAAAGAUUGUGACUGAACGCUUUGUUUGA
Molecule: messenger RNA, 681 nt
Organism: Coffea arabica (coffee)
Lineage: Eukaryota; Viridiplantae; Streptophyta; Magnoliopsida; Gentianales; Rubiaceae
Source: RefSeq, a predicted model, not a curated record